GUGCUGAAGAGUCCCAGGGAGAGGAGGCUAUUUUUGUUCGAAGCUGACACUUCUGCCUGAGUUACAAGUGCUGCCUGGAAAGGGCUCAGGUUGUUUCCAGGGGGAGAACUCUGCAGAGAAGAGGCAAAGUUCAACAGGACAACAAAGGAGCAGCAGAAACAGCCAGGAAAACCAAGAGCCCUCACGUUUUCACAUAGAACCCCCUAUCAGAGUUCUCGAAUCCUAAAGUAUUCUGCAAAGUGCCACUUGACUGGAACUUUUUGCCUGCCUUUUCCUUUCUCCAACCACCAUGACUGAGAUCACCGCUGAAGGAAAUGCAUCUACUACCACAACUGUGAUUGACAGCAAAAAUGGAUCUGUGCCCAAGUCCCCUGGGAAGGUGGUGAAGAGGACGGUCACAGAAGACAUAGUGACCACAUUCAGCUCGCCAGCAGCCUGGCUUCUGGUCAUUGCUCUGAUCAUCACAUGGUCAGCUGUUGCCAUUGUUAUGUUUGACUUAGUGGAUUACAGAAACUUGUCAGCAAGCUCUAUUUCCAAGAUUGGCUCAGAUCCUCUAAAACUUGUACAUGAUGCUGUGGAGGAAACCACGGACUGGGUCUAUGGCUUCUUUUCUUUGUUGUCUGACAUCAUCUCAUCUGAUGGCGAUGAAGAAGAUGAUGAUGGAGACGAGGACACUGAUAAAGGAGAAAUAGAGGAGCCGCCCUUGAAAAAAAAAGAAAUACACAAAGAUAAGAUUGAAAAGCAGGAGAAACCUGAAAGAAAAAUACAAACUAAAGUUACACACAGAGAAAAAGAAAAAGUAAAAGACAAAGAAAAACCUGAAAAGAAAGCAACUCACAAGGAAAAAAUAGAGAGAAAAGAAAAACCAGAAACAAAGACAGUGACAAAAGAAGAGAAGAAAGCUAAGACUAAAGAGAAGACUGAAGAAAAGACUAAAAAGGAAGUGAAAGGUGGGAAACAGGAGAAAGUGAAGCCAACAGCUACAAAAGUAAAAGAAGUUCAGAAAACAUCGCCAAAACCCAAAGAAAAGGACAGGAAAGAGACCGCAGCUGUAUCCAAGCACGAACAGAAAGAUCAGUAUGCAUUCUGUCGAUAUAUGAUUGACAUAUUUGUCCAUGGGGAUUUAAAACCAGGACAAAGCCCAGCCAUACCACCUCCAUUACCAACAGAACAAGCUUCCAGACCCACUCUGGCAUCACCUACUCUUGAAGGCAAAGAUGAAGAGGAAAAGAAGAAAGCCGAGAAGAAUGUGACUUCUGAAACAAAAAAGAAAGAAAAAGAAGAUGUCAAAAAGAAAACUGAGAAGGAAACUGCUGUUGAUGUGAAAAGAAAAGAACCAGGCAAAGCCCCUGAAACCAAGCAAGGGACUAUAAAAGUUGCAACACAAGCACCAGUUAAAAAAGAUGAGAAGAAAGAAGAUUCCAAGAAAACAAAAACACCCACAGAAGAACAACCCAAGGGAAAAAAACAGGAAAAAAAAGAAAAACACGUGGAACCAACAAAGUCACCAAAGAAGGAACAUUCAGCUCCAAGUGAAAAACAAGUAAAAGCAAAAACUGAACGAGCCAAAGAAGAGACUGGUAUUGCCUCAACUAAAAAAGCUGCACCUGGAAAGAAAGAAGAGAAAACAACCAAGACAGUGGAGCAAGAAAUUAGAAAAGAAAAAUCUGAGAAGACUUCAGUUCUGAAGGAUAAAGAGCCUAUUAAGGGGAAAGAAGUGAAGGUUCCAGCUUCCCUAAAGGACAAAGGUAAUAUUCUAUCAUGAAAUGGGAAAACACACUGAU
Molecule: messenger RNA, 1784 nt
Organism: Ceratotherium simum simum (southern white rhinoceros)
Lineage: Eukaryota; Metazoa; Chordata; Mammalia; Perissodactyla; Rhinocerotidae
Source: RefSeq, a predicted model, not a curated record